Messenger RNA from Diachasmimorpha longicaudata, 2554 nucleotides. RefSeq lists its product as uncharacterized. The transcript is spliced from 8 exons. Bases 148 to 2472 code for a protein of 774 amino acids. The record is from RefSeq and is a predicted model, not a curated record. NCBI's taxonomy places the organism in Eukaryota, Metazoa, Arthropoda, Insecta, Hymenoptera, Braconidae.
GUCUCUCCCACUCCGAAUUUUUUGCAGCCCCAAACAAACUAUCCACCCCCGUUUCGUCGGUGUUUGUGAAAAUCCGACACACAAUUACACCCGGAGUUGAUUUUUUCUAUUAAUAUACAGUAGGAAAUUCUAACCUAUAAAUUGGACAUGUCAUCUGUGGUCCCUGUAAAGCCGUUAAAAUUCGACUACCUGACGAACAAGGGGUUGGAAAAAUUCAUUUUUUCCGACGGUGAGGACAAUGACUUUGAUUUCAAGUACGUCCCCUCGGGCCAAUUCAAGCAGAUCCUGAAGGACGUGCGACGUGAGAGAACCCACAGAAACGAGGAAAAACUCUGGACAAAUUAUCGGGACCAGAGAAUCACCGGAAUUCCCCUGAAACCUUUCAAGCACCCCUUGAGGGCGAAUCAUUCCGACAUAAAUCUAGACCUCCAAAGUUUUCCCCCCGAAGGAGUUUCCCAGACCCACAGGAUCUCCAGAUCCAGCAGAAAUCCUGAAAACUUGAACGCCACCGAUACCGGAGCCCUCAGCAGAAGGAGUAGCCUCACAUUCCUCCUGCAGGAUGCCGACGACGACGAUGUCUCAACCCUGGAAAGGUCGCCAGUCUCGAAGCUGGACGUCAAGUCCAAGCACUCGAGUUCAGAGAGCACCAUCAGGUCCAGCACCUAUCGAAAGAAUCGAUUAUUACGAAAAUUGAAUCGACUGGAGUGCAAUUCAAGUCCUGAUCUGACGUCUCAGUACGAAUCUGGGGAUGAUGAGGAGUGUCUGGCGGUCCAACCACAUCCAGUGAUCGCCCAGAAGAUUCUGGGCCUCCAGGGGAGGAUCUCCGAGCUUCUGGACGAAAUAUCUUAUAGACUAUGCAGAGUUCCUCGACCUGAUGGGGAGAACGACCUCAAAAGAAGGCAGAAACGAGUCGCGGAAUUUGGAAUUCGAUUCUCGAGAAAUUAUCUGUACGAGCUUAGCAGACAAGUGGGAGAUAUUCAGAAGCACCUCAAGGGUAUCCUGAAAGGCAAGGGAAGGCGACGUGCAGCUGUCCUGCACAUGCAGGCCCUCGAGCAGAAGCUCUGUGCUGCACAUCAACUUCUAACUUGUGCUCUCACGGCCUAUUGCAAUCAUAUACCGAGCUCAGUGCUUCAGGCACAUCCUGGAAAGCUCAAGGAGAUUCUGGGGACCGUCGUCGAGUUGAAGGACGUCUGCGGGAGGAUUAAUAUCACGGCUGAGGAGGUCGGAGGGGGUGACACUGGAUCACAGGGAUUGGGCAAUGACUUGCAGAGUCGAUGCUAUGCAAUUCUGUCGAAACUUCGACUUCACUCCGACAACGAGUCCCAAUUAUUCACUGCUCGGCAAUCAGUAAUGACAGGACAAUUUCCCCCCAGUGUAAAAAGACAAACCAAUCGUCCUGAUUGCUUGAAAACUCUGGAAAAUCGUUUAAGCAUGUACACUAUGGACUCGAAAUAUCGAAAGGCCCAGCGACAACGUAGACCAGUUACAGUUGGAGUUUAUCCAAAAGACAGAAAUAUUCCUAGAGUGUCAUUAAACAAUCCCCCACCAACUCCCGAGCAGAUCUACACAAAUUCCAUCGGUCGUAAAUCAUCUAAAGACUCGACGAGGAGAAAGAGACGUUAUGGAGUCCAUGGUGAUGAUAUCAGCACCAUGAUGGAUAUAAUACCUCGUGAUUCUGUGACAGCGAUAAAUAGCAGAACUGAUCUUGGCAAUGUGGAUAAUUUUGGAAUGAUGAAUCAGGGGAGUAGUGUGUCAAGGAAAUUUCACUCUGUUGGUUCUAAUGAGAGUAAGAUUAGCAUCAAGAGACGUGCCAAACAACAUUUGGAGAGGAAUUCUAAGACUUCCGUGAAGAGCAAUAUAAGUAUCAAUGGAACUGGCGAAGGACAGGAUACGAAUGAACGAUUGGCUAAUUUGGUUCCUGUCAUUGCUGAUCUCAUGAGUCUGGUUGCGAAUAAGCCCAGUAACGGAGAAAAGGAGAGCCAGCCGACGGUGAUAGCUAGCUUACUUGAAAUUAUUAAAAAUGUCCAGCAAUCGGAGGGAAUUUCCGAUAAUAAAACGAAGAGUGAUGCUUCGGCUUCUAAUAUUAGGUUGGCUGAAGCUCCCAGUGGUCCCCGAAACAUGCAAUUGAUCUGCUUAUCUCAAGAGAACAAUAAAGGACCGUCAAAUUACACCGACGCAUCGUGUCAAGCUACCCAGGAAACUUCAAGACUGACAAAGAGAAAAGACUGUCGUUUAACCGAGUUGAUCGUCUCCGAGGAAUCCUCCCAGAUGUUACUGAACUACCGGGAUGAAUACAACACCUCCUCCCGGUCAAGUCCAAUGUAUACGAGCAACAGUCCCAACAAACCUUGGGAGGUCGUCGCUUGGAUUGCGGAUAAACUGGUCGACGAAUUGAUAGUUGAUGUCUCCAAAGAGCUUCAAAUUGAUGACGUGAUUAAAAGACUUUUCGAACUAGAAUUCUUGGAAUUUUAGACGCUUAAUUGUACGUUUUUUUAAUGCGAAAACAUUUGGAUGAAUUUAUACUUCAAGAAUAAAGUGAAGCGAUGAAAAAAUA